Molecule: messenger RNA, 746 nt
Organism: Cucurbita maxima (winter squash)
Lineage: Eukaryota; Viridiplantae; Streptophyta; Magnoliopsida; Cucurbitales; Cucurbitaceae
Product: DNA-directed RNA polymerase I subunit RPA12-like
Exons: 6
Coding region: 190-540 (116 amino acids)
Biological process (GO): DNA-templated transcription; termination of RNA polymerase I transcription
Cellular component (GO): RNA polymerase I complex
Molecular function (GO): DNA-directed RNA polymerase activity; zinc ion binding; nucleic acid binding
Source: RefSeq, a predicted model, not a curated record
CGAAUGCUAAACCCUACUUGGCGCCUUCUCUUCCCGGGGACUCUGAUUUUCAGACCCAUCGUUUUUUCUUGCCGGCUCGUCACUCACCGCCGCUGCCGCUGCCUCCGCCGCCGUUCGUUGUAGCUGUUAUCUAAAUCUCGUCCUGACAAGUCGUCUCUAGAAGCGCUUGGGGAAGGAGCAAGGCCAUUUAUGGCUUAUUCUCGUGGACAUGACUUCUUGUUUUGCAACUUGUGUGGAACCAUGUUGUCAUUCAGCUCAACGAAAUAUGUCGAGUGUCCUUUGUGCAAGUCUAGGCGAAGUGCAAAAGGGAUCAUCGGCAGAGAAAUAAGUUACACAGUUACUGCUGAGGAAAUUAGAAAGCAGUUGGGAAUUUCAUUGAUUGAUGAAGAGAAAAUGCAGCUAUCAAAGGAAAGGAGGAGAUGUGAGAAAUGUGGGAAUGAUGAAGCUUGGUUUGAGAGCAGACAGAUGAGAUCGGCUGAUGAAGGGCAGACCACCUUUUAUACCUGCACCAAGUGCCAUCAUCAGACCAGAGAGAAUUGAUCCUCCACAUAACAUUAUAAAAUAUGUAUGCUUCACACCAAGUUAGUCUUUUAUUCUUUAGGGGGCAGCAAAGUCUAGUUAGGAUAGCUCCAACGCAUUCCAAAAGCUUAAACGUUGUUCAUUACGACUAUCUUGCUCUAGAUGAAGUGUAAUUUUUUUUUAGUUUUCUGUUUAACAAGUAUGCUUAACCGUUUUUUUUUUGUUUU